This is a messenger RNA of Neoarthrinium moseri, 1944 nucleotides long. RefSeq lists its product as uncharacterized. The transcript has a single exon. NCBI's taxonomy places the organism in Eukaryota, Fungi, Ascomycota, Sordariomycetes, Amphisphaeriales, Apiosporaceae. Bases 1 to 1944 code for a protein of 647 amino acids. The record is from RefSeq and is a predicted model, not a curated record.
AUGGCAGAAGUAGAGGAGCCGCAGUACGCCAGUCUGAAGGAGCGCAUAGCUGCUCUCAACCAGCAGAAGAACUUCAGCAGUAGUGGGGAUGGCCCCAAGAAACGCCCCCCUCCACCGCCGCCCCCGGGCAGGCCCAAGUCCGAGGUCCAGGUUCCAAUGGUCAAUGGAAACGGGGCGGCUCCGGCCCUGCCACGGCGCACCACGGCAACGGAACCGAUACUCGAGGCCCCAGAUAUCGUCCCCGGACGCCGUGCGCCGCCGCCUCUGCCAGGCCGGACGAAUACAAACAGUUCGCUGCCCUCUCCUGCCCUGCCCACGAGACGCCCAUCAUCACAGACCCUAGGUACGCGGAGAGGCUCUAAUGCCUCCGACGUGUCGCAUAUUUCCGCCAUCUCCAACCUCUCCUUGCAGCCCAUAUCCUCUCACACGAGCGCCACAUCCACCGAGACCCAGUCGACGCGCAAACUGCCCCCCACCUUGGAUCAGGCCAAGCUGCCUCCCCUUCCACCGACGAAAAGGGAGAGAGAAGCACAAGCAGCCAGGGAAGCCGAGUCAGCUACAUCUAUAGCCCCCGUCCGAGCCAUCAAGUCAGCCCCGAUAGUACCUCAAGUGAAGGAAACGCAGCGUCCUGGACUCCCUCCUAGACUGCCGUCCAGGCCGGCCAAAUCUCCGUCCAUCCCUCAGCAGAAUGAAGGGCCCUCCUUGCCGGCUCGCCGGCUACCACCGCCGCCAUCAGCUGGUUUCACAGGGCCUGGUUCUUACACUCCACCCACGCCACGGAGGCCCGAAGCAAGGCCCGAAGCACCGCCUCCUGUCCCCCUCAGCUCGCGUCCGACCACGGCUCAGAUCAGUGCAGUGACGGUCCGCGCUGCAAGCAAUAGCGUCAUUACGUGUCUGGUUUGCCGUGACUUCUCGCGGCCUGACACGAUAGCGUCGCAGUUCCCGAAUCACUCGCUUCCUCGCAGUGACCCUGUUGGAUAUCUGGCAAAUGUUCUUUGUGCAUCCUUUCCCUCACAUACCGACAAGGCACGCGCCAUCUUUACGUGGUGUCAUCACAAUAUUGCCUACAAUGUCGAAGAGUUCUUCGGCAAAUGCAUCAAGAACCGCAGCGUUGAGGAGACAAUCUUCCACGGCAAGGCCGUCUGUCAGGGCUACGCUGAGGUCUAUCAAGCGAUUGCACGGCGGGCUGGCCUUGAAUGUGUUGUAAUUGGGGGUCAUGGCAAAGGAUACGGCCACAAUCCGUUGCAAAAGGGCCAAGCACCUCCUCCUCGGGACCCUACGGGCCAUGCUUGGAAUGCCGUCCGCAUCGACAACGGGGAGUGGAAGCUGCUGGACGCUUGUUGGGGAGCCGGCGCCCUCAUGAAUGGACAGUAUCACCAGGGUUUCAAUGCCUCAAUGUUCUACAUGUCCAACGACAUGUUUGGUCUGAAGCAUUUCCCCUCAGACUCGAGACACUUUUACCGCAGCGAUGGCCGUAUUCCCACGUGGGACGAGUAUAUGAUCGGCCCUACCAAUGGUGAGAAAGCCGCCUGGUAUGGCAAUGGAACGAAAGAAGGCAUUUCCGAAUUCACAUUCAUGCCGGCCGAGAAGCAUCUUUCAGUCAACAGCAAUCAGGUCAUUCGAUUCCAAUUCGGAAAGAUUUGCGAGCAUUGGGAUGGUACCAAGCAUGGGAAGGGUAAGAAUUAUUUGCUCGUACUUUGUACCAAAGGUCGCGAUGGUAGGAAGGACGAAAAUAUCCCACUAGAACACGAUGGGUUCUGGUGGUGGCUUGAUAUCAACUCCGUCGACCUUGGAGCUCCUGGGCAACAAGUCAAGCUUGGUGCCAUCACCACAUGGGGCGAUAACAAGAACCCUAGAGGCCUCACGAAGCAGGAAUAUUACCAAGGGCUUGGGAAAGUGGGCUGGUCUAUGGAGUUCUAUACCAUUUGGGAGCUGGUCCCGUAA